UGUGCACGCCACCCCAUCCCCAAAAUUCUCAGCACAUCAACCUCUUAUUUUCCUCCCCAAAUUCAACAAUUUUUUUUCCCAAAUCCAAGACUAAUUCAACGAAUUUUUCUCCAAUCCAACCACCAAUGAAUUCACCCUAUGAGGACAUUAGAGUACUACUUGAUCAUCACAACCCCUAUCAUCAGCUUCAGUGUCUGAUCUGAAAAAACACACACCCUUUGAAAUUUAGAACAAUACCCAGAUCUGUAAAACACACACCCUUCCCCGACCCGCUCCCUCCCUCUCUCUCACCCUCUGUUUUUCUCUCUCCUCACCCCACCACCCUGUGUCGUUAUUUGCAGAGAGAGGAGGGAGAGUUUUCAAAAAUUUAUUUUUAAUUUAUAAUUAAUUUAUAAUUUUUUAAUUGUUAAUUGAUUCUUUUAAUUUAUUUUAUCUAUUUUAUUUUAUUUUAUCAGUUGAUGUGGCUAUUAUAUAUGAUCUGAUUGUCUUCUUAUUCAAUGACUCUCUUGAAGUUUCUUCUUUCUUUUUUGGUUGGAUAAAUUUCUCUUGCCUAUGUAAAGGCUCUCUCGCACUAGACAAGGCAGAUACUAGUUCUUUACUUUGUACUAAUUACUGCCUUAAUCUUGUUGAUCCAAUAUGCGUAUACACAUGUUAUAAUAUGAGUUGACUAUAUCCUUUAUUUUUCUCCCUUUUUGAUCUAAUUUUGUGCAUCAACAUUUGAUUGUUAUAUCUUUUUCAGCAUCGAAGAACUUACUGCACCAAGAGAAUUGUCACUACCAAGUUGGGCAGUUGAGAAAUCUGCCACUGGAAAUGAAGGUGAUAGACCAAGGAGAGGAUGGCCAACAAUAGUAGAGAGCAUUUUUUAUCGAGGGUCAUGGGGAGAUCAUAUCUCCAUACCAUAGUUUUGACAAAAGGAACCAUAUUAGUUGAAGAUGCUUUGGCAAUGGCUAACAGGAUUUGGAGGAUCUCAUCACACAUCUUAAUUGACAUUUUAUCGGUUCUUCCCAUUCCACAGGCAGUGAUCCUUAUCUUCAUGCACUCUAGUUCUUUGAAUACGAGGAAGUUUUUGGCUUUUCUGGCUCUGUUACAGUAUGUACCACGAGUUCUUCGUAUCUACUUAUUGUGUACCAAACUCAACCAGCCUCCUGCUAGAGGGACUGAGAUAUGGAUUUUAUUUCAAGGCGCUUUUAGUUUCUUUUUGUACAUCCUUGCUAGUCAUGUAUUUGGAGCUUUCUGGUACUUUUUAGCUAUCCAGCGAGAGAAGGCUUGCUGGCAAAAUGCUUGUCGAAACAACAAUGGAUGUCAAGCUACUACCUUCUACUGCAAUGGUCGUUCAAUCAGAAACAUCACAUUUCUGGACGACUUAUGCUCUAUGAAUCCACACAAUACUAAUGCAACACCCUUCGAUUUUGGUAUGUUUGUUGAGGCUGUCCAGUCUGGUGUGUUGGAGUCAACAAAUUUACCGAAUAAAUUCUUUCAUUGUUUCUGGUGGGGCUUGCGAAAUCUAAGUUCUCUCGGGCAAAACCUCGAGACGAGUAACUAUACAUGGGAAAAUAUCUUUGCCAUUUUUAUUUCUCUAAGUGGCUUGCUCCUGGUUCUACUAUACCUCCCUACAAAUUUGAAGAUAUGUAUGGAGUUGGUAACUAGAACAUCAGCCAAGAUGCGGCCGCUGAAAAGGAAAGAUCUAGAGGUACAACUCUGGUUAUCUGAAAAUGACAUCCCUAAGGAUAUGAAGGCGCCCAUCAUGCAAAAGGUGCACAAACUUGAACAAAACACAGAUGUUCAUGUGGAGAAUAUCCUCUCUAUUCUUCCCUUGGAAGAAAAGAGAUUUAUUAAGCGACAUCUCUGCUGGCCUACAAUGAACAAAGUUCCAAUGCUUCGAGAUAUGGACGAUCAAGUGUUGAAAGAAAUCUUUGACAAUCUCAAGCCAGUGAGCUAUACAGAAGACAAAUGUAUAAUUGGAGAGGGUGAACCACUUGUUAAAAUGCUCAUCAUCACUCGAGGCAUUUUGUUGACCUACACAACUAACAAUGGUGCUAGAAGAAGUAGUGGAGGUUCUUCAACCACCACCAAGCGUCUUGCCAAAGGUGAUUUCUGUGGAGAAGAACUUCUAACCUGGGCAUCAACAUUCUCCCCGCUUUCAGACUUACCCAUCUCCACAACAUUUGUCAAGUCCCUCACAAAAGUUGAAGCAUUUGCGCUCAUGGCCAAUGACUUGAAGAUUAUAGCGUCUAAAUUCUGGAGGCAUUUUAGCAUGGAUGCUCGGAUGCCGGUACAUCUUGCUGCAAAUCUUAUACAAACCAACUGGCGCCGCCGCAAUACAAGGGGUGCUAUACCGAAUCCUCUAAGCUCCAGCGAGGAGUUCCGGUUGAUGACUAUUAUGACUCAUCCGGUCCACUUGAAGAAAGGGGAGAAGGAGGAGGAAGAAGGGUAGUGAGGACAGUGGUUGCUGAGAUUGACGGAACGAGAGGCGAAGAGCAUGAGGUGUCGGUCGUGGGCCUCUUCUGGGUUAAUUUCGUGGUCGUCAGAGGUGGAGAGGUUGAUGCUGGUUUGGGUUGUGGAGGACGGGGUUGCCGACGCUGGGGUUGGAUGGUGUUCGUGUUCUGGGAUUUUAUUUCUUUACUUCAAUUUCUUUUGUCAAACAUGUAUUUUAAUAUAUUUUAGUUUUUUU
Messenger RNA from Prunus dulcis (almond), 2671 nucleotides. RefSeq names its product cyclic nucleotide-gated ion channel 1-like. Gene Ontology annotation, molecular function: monoatomic ion channel activity. The record is from RefSeq and is a predicted model, not a curated record. Bases 836 to 2434 code for a protein of 532 amino acids. Gene Ontology annotation, biological process: monoatomic ion transport; transmembrane transport. Gene Ontology annotation, cellular component: membrane. NCBI's taxonomy places the organism in Eukaryota, Viridiplantae, Streptophyta, Magnoliopsida, Rosales, Rosaceae. The transcript has 8 exons.